Molecule: messenger RNA, 6119 nt
Organism: Astyanax mexicanus (Mexican tetra)
Lineage: Eukaryota; Metazoa; Chordata; Actinopteri; Characiformes; Acestrorhamphidae
Product: inactive ubiquitin carboxyl-terminal hydrolase 53
Exons: 17
Coding region: 981-4046 (1021 amino acids)
Biological process (GO): sensory perception of sound; response to auditory stimulus; protein deubiquitination
Cellular component (GO): cell-cell junction
Molecular function (GO): cysteine-type deubiquitinase activity
Source: RefSeq, a predicted model, not a curated record
GCGCUGUGCCGUGUUGUGCUGAGCGCGAGACUGCAGUAAACAGAGCCCGCGCGCACCGGGUGGAGGAGGCGAAGGAAAGGGGGCGGGGCCUGAGCUCCGCGUUGUCAACGUCGUUAAUCCCGAGUUUCAGGUGGCUGCAGUCCGCGCAGUCGAGCUCGAGCUCCCGGGACGGUACGGUACGGCUGAAAGUAGUUAGUUAACGUGUGAGCGGAGUGAGAGAAUAGGGAAAAGGGUGAGACUUGAGAGAGAAGAGUGAGAUAAAGGAUGGCUCCGACUGGGAGAAGAGUGAGUUUAAAGCUUUAACGACUUAUUUUCAUUUAAACGCUGCGCUCCGCAGCCUCGCCUCUUCCGCCUGUGGGACUCGCUCCAGCGGGGCGAGAGGAACUCCGGGUCGGGGUUUUGGAUUAUUUUCUGUGUUUUAACGCUGGAAAGAGCUAAAGUUGUUGGACAGCUGUUCUCCCGCGCCGUUCCUCUGGUUGGACAUUUAUUCUAUGCCCGAUGUGCUCCUGUUUCAACUUCUGAGAAAUGGAUGACCCUUUGAAAGGCAUUUGGUUUCUGCUGCUGUUCCACACAAGUGCUUAAGCUGUACCCAAAGGCAAUGAUAGGUCACACAUGGCUGAAGACGUCCUCAGACCUCCCUCCUAAGAACCAGCUGACUUCAUCUGUUCACUAAAGCAAUCAACUAACAAUCCACUUCAUGACAUAACCCUACUGUGUUUGGUGAGGAUUUAACCUCGUUCUGGUUUGAUUGCUUUGGGCUUACCUUGAAGAAACUUUUGGAAACUCACAAGAGGCAUCUGCCUCAUCCCUGAAGCAUUUGUGAAAUUCUACCCUCAUGUUUAACAGCACUACCACUUCUGCUUGUGGAAUUACAUAGCCUCCCACUGAAGAGGCUUCUUUAAUUCAAGGAAAUUAGACUAAACCUGCUUUAUCAAGAGACUCAGACUCUACUUCAAGGUAUAUCCCCUUCCCAUAGUCCAAUGGCAUGGGUAAAGUUCUUCAGGAGACCCGGAGGCAAUCUUGGCAAGGCUUAUCAGCCAGGUUCUAUGCUGUCCCUGGCGCCCACCAAAGGACUACUCAAUGAGCCAGGACAGAAUAGCUGCUUUCUCAACAGUGCAAUACAGGUACUAUGGCAACUUGACAUCUUCAGACGGAGUCUGCGACAGUUACCCACCCACUACUGUUUAGGAGACUCGUGCAUCUUCUGUGCAUUAAAGGGAAUAUUUUCUCAGUUCCAGCACAGCAGAGAACGAGCCCUACCCUCAGACAACCUGCGUCAUGCCCUAGCAGAAACUUUUAAAGAUGAGCAGCGCUUCCAGUUAGGUUUUAUGGACGAUGCAGCAGAAUGCUUUGAAAACAUUCUGCAGAGAAUUCAUCUCCAUAUCGUUCCUGAUGCAGAAACAGAUGCCUGUACAUCAAAAUCCUGUAUCACGCACCAGAAGUUUGCAAUGACACUUUACGAACAGUGUGUAUGUCGAAGCUGCGGGGCCUCGUCUGACCCUCUGCCCUUCACUGAGUUAGUGCAUUAUGUUUCUACCACAGCACUCUGCCAACAGUUCUUUGAGCGGAGAGAUGAAAGGCUGCGUUCUGACAUGUUUGGAGAGCUGCUGCAGGCAGCCAGCACCAUUGGAGACCUACGCAACUGCCCAAGUAAUUGUGGUCAGAGGAUUAAGAUUCGACGUGUGCUGAUGAACUCUCCCGAGAUCGUCACCAUUGGUUUUGUGUGGGACUCAGAGCAAUCUGACCUCACAGAGGAUGUCAUCAGAUCACUAGGACCACACCUCAGCCUCUCAGGGCUCUUUUAUCGUGUCACCGAUGAGCAUGCCAAAAAGAGUGAUCUGCAGUUGGUGGGGAUGAUUUGCUACUCCAGCAGACACUACUGUUCCUUCGCCUACCACACAAAGUCUUCCAAAUGGGUCUUCUUUGAUGAUGCCACAGUCAAAGAGGUGGGCACUAAAUGGAAGGAUGUUGUAACUAAAUGCAUCCGAGGACAUUUCCAGCCUCUGUUGUUGUUCUACUCCAAUCCUGAGGGCAGCGCAGUGUCUGUUGAUGAUCCCUCUCGGACGAAUCACACUGCUAACAAUAAGGGCCAGGUCAAUGGUGAAAUCCCAGGCACUCCCCAGCCGCCCAGUAAGAAGCUGGAGUUGACCCGAGAGAACCUCACUGCGCUGUUGUCAGGUCAUAGCACUUUAAAGCAGAAGAGCCAGCCACUGUCUGCAUUCAGCCGUAGCAGCAACCAGACCAGCGGUGGGAGGGGACCAGUGAAGAUAAGCAGUGAUCCCAAGGGUUACUUCCGAGAGCUCUCCAAAGAGGUUGCCAGAGAAGCCCGUAACAUCAACAUCAUGAAGAAAGACUCUGACAGAUCACAGCAGAGGCAAGAAAUGGCAAGAAACCGAGAUCCAGCCUCAGACAGGACCUAUUCCCGCUCGCUCUCUCCUCCUGAGAACGGGUUUAAAGCCAUGGAGUCGAAAUUCUACAGCAGUCAGGGAAGAGGCCCAACGCGGGCUGAGCGUCCUCUGUACACAAACAGCCGCGCAGCCCAUGCACCACGUUCACACUCCCAGCCUCGCGUCUCGCUUCAACCUCCGAGAUCUGAGCUAUCCAACGGUUACGAUACAGACAGCAGCCAGGACUCGCGAGAGCGGUCUAACGGGGCCUCGCGUUCCCGCCCCGGCCGAGCCUGGAGACCCAUGAGAGAGGCCCUGAACGUAGACAGCAUCCUCAGCGGUAAUGAUGACAGACAGCUCCCCGGCAUGCGCCGGCAGGCCCCCAGACCGGAAAGGCCGCUUUACGAACGCGAUUCUGCUUGGUCUGGACGGGAAGAAGCUAAACCAAAAAGUUUGAUGACCAUUUAUGAGGACGAGCAGCGGCAUGAAUUAGGCAGCAGGAGCUCACUGGACUCAGAAGGACGUGAAAAGGAGAGGACUAAAGGUACAGUUAACAGCCUCACUGUGAGAAACGAUAACUGGAAGAUUCAGAGAACAGAGUCUGGCUACGAGAGCAGUGACAGGCUCAGCAACGGCUCCACGAACCUGGACUCUCCCGUGGUGGAGAACUUGGGUGGCAAAGAACUUCGGUCCAUUCCUGAGGUACACUUGUCCAGGGACCUGAUUCACAUUCGGAGGUACGAUGAGUUGAAGUCGGACUUCUUACAGACACCAUUUUCUUAUGGAGAUCUUCAAAACAAAGGUGAUGAACUUCAGUUGAGUCCCGAAAGUCACAGACGAGCUUUCCAGUACAUGCCUGCUACUGUCUUUGAGAGAAUGGAGAAGUCUACAGAUGAGAUGGACGACGACACCAGGUCUCAUUUCCUGCACAAAACCAGCAGCUCGGAGUGGAACAGCUCUGAUGACCUCGCUGGUCCUUUAUCUGAGCAGGAGGAUGCUUUCCCUCAAACUGACAGUGCAGCUCCUUUUGUUCUUCAGCAGCCCUACCAGAGUUACCACCAAUCCUCAGCGCCACCGUUGCCCCCCAAAACCCACGUUCUAAGAAUGGAGAACAGAAAGGGCCUGAUCCAAGACUCUGCUCAUCCCAGACCCCAGUCUCCAGCCCGUAAAGGAGUAGCUCUAUCCAGAAGAAGUCCUGAGAAGUGGAUGGAGAACUCUCCUGAACAAACCAUGCUCUCUUCAUCAGACUCCAGCUCAAAAUCUGGCUCUUCUGACCAGGAAAGGACUGAUUUGUCCACCAGUGAGAGCGAGGAGAAGUGCCCUAAACUCCCUGUGCCUCGGGCUGGGUCCCCCACCACAGGAGAGUGUGCGAUCCCCACCACCUACUUUUCUGUUGAUAACUGCAUGACGGACACCUACAGGGCUAAGUACCAUAAGAAAAAGCCUGCUCUGUACAUGACGACCACAGAUUCCAAACCAGGAGACCACACAUCAUCUGGUGAGAGUGAUCGAGGGGAAAGUGCAUCCCCAGCUCCUUCAGACAUACAGUUUCCAGACUUCUCCAGACCCAGACAAGAAACAGCCCAAAGCUCCAGUAAACCCAUGGUGAAGUGGAAUCCUGUUUCUUUGAAAGGACUGGAUGAGCAUGGCUUCCUAUGACAUCAAGCAUCAUUUUGAAUGGUGUGAUGGUAUUGAUUGUAUGAAUGUUACAGACUCUGAUUUUGUUCUACCCGACCCAAAACAGCCUUUUGUAACUGUAACAAAAAAACUGAAAUUUUAGAGGUCAUGUGAAUGGCUCCAUUUGGAAAAUUAACAAAUGACCACUUAGACCUAAUGAUUCCAAGUUUAAGAACUAUGCAGCAGUGUUGCCUCCUGUAACAGGUUGAAAAAAAAAAAAUCUGAACUUAGAGAUUUAGUAUCCGAUGCCAAAGAGAUUGAUUAGUCCCUCACGUAGAGUCUCCACUUGUCUACUACCUGUGGAUUGUGUCAUAUCCACUCAAGAAGCAGUUCUGUGGCAUUAUGAGACUUUUACUGUUGCACAUUUAUGAGCCAAAGGAGAAUAAAAAGUUUAAAACUUAGAUUCACUCCUUCAGUACUUUUUCAGUCUGUGUAUGUACGUUUUUGAAUAAUGUGAGCGUCUCAGAAUGCAGUAAACUGUAAGUAGGGUCAGCGUAUGGAUGAUCUGCUGUGUUUGCACCACUGUGCUCAUGGAUGCUUUUUUGCAGUUGCAGUUUUUGUAUGUUUGGGGUUUGUUUUUCUUCUUCACCAGAGGGAGGAUUUCUCUGGAAGGGUCAAUGGUUAUGAUUAUAUUUUAAUAUUUCCUGAUGUUUAUUGUUGGCCUUCAGAAAAGACUAAGCUAGUAAUGCUUUACAGCCUGUAAAUGUGAGUUAAUGUCAUUCUCAGAAUUAUGUUUUUAUUUUGAAAUUACUGGCAUAAAUUUGCACCCUUAAACUAUCAAGAUAUCAAACUAUCUUAAGAUAUCAAGUCCAGAACACUGAGCCAGACAAAGACGGAGAGAAGACUGUGUCAGUCUGGUUUAAUUUAUGGUAGAAAUAUUAUCUAUGUCUAAAGACAUGCAGGAAUUUAAACAGAGGGUACAGAGCAGUAGAGAUUUUAGAAGCACACCCAGGCGUAUCACAGCAACAAAACAACAGAGAUUAACCAUAUAUUGUCCAUUUCUUCCUUUUUGGAGGAAUCAGUUCUUUGUUUUUGUUUAUUUUGACAACUUUUUUCAUAGAAAAAACUAAAAUGUGCUUUAUUUACUCAUACAGCUCUGGAAAACAAUAAGAGACCGUUUCAGUUUCUGAAUCAGUUUCUCUGAUUUUGCUAUUUAUAGGUAUAUGUUUGAGUAAAAUGAACAUUGUUCUAUAAACUAGAGGCAUCAUUUCUCCCAAAUUCUGAAUAAAAAUAUCGUCAGAAAUCAAUAUUUGGUGGAAUGCACCUGGUUUUUAAUCACAGUUUUCGUGCAUCUUGGCAUGUUCUCCUCCACCAGUCUUACACACUGCUUUUGAAUAACUUCAAGCAGUUCAGCUUGGUUUGAUGGCUUGUGAUCAUUCACCUUCCUCUUGAUUAUAUUCCAGAGGUUUUCUAUUUGGUAAAAUUAAAGAAACUCAUCAUUUUUAAGCGGCUAUUAUUAUUUCUUUCCAGAGCUGUAUUUCUUCAUUCAUGAGAAUUUAAAAUGAAAUAUCUUGUACAAAAUAAAACAAUUGACUGGUAAAAGAAUGGUUGAUAUAUGGUUAAUUAUUGAAAGGGCUCAAUUAUUAGAAUCAAUUCUACACCCCAGUAAGAAACGAUGAAUGUCUUAUUAAACUCCUAUUAAAAAAUGUGCACAGACGAAAACUGACGAGAUUCCUGAGCGUCCUCUAACAGUAGAUCGCUACCGCUCUUCAGUGUCUAAACUUAAACUGACGUUUGACAAUGGUGUCUUAAACUGGUCUAAAAUAUUUGCUUGUGUGUUUAAAAUGUUAAUUUACUACAAAAUGUAUUGGUACAUUGUUUUGGUUUAUUUGAAUGUGAUGUACAUUUUUUUUUCUUAUUUUAUUUUUAAAUAUGAUUGCAUUUUGUACAUGGCUAGACGGACACUUCUUAACUGUGCCUUAUUUCGUAUGUGAACAAAACUGAAAUCCUGAAAAAAGUUGAUUUUGUUUGUAAUUAUUAAUUAUAAUUUCAUUUCUAUAUCAUUAUUUCAUUUUUAUUGAUUAACAGCUGUUUAAUAAAAAUAUGUUAACUAUA